AUGCCUGAAGCUGCUUCAUAUCCGGUCAUUCAAUGGCUCCGAGAAAAUGGUUACUGGAACAGUGAGUUGGUAGAUCUUCAUAAAUCCAGCUACGGAGGAAUUGGAGUAUUUUUGAGACCAGAUGCAGCUGAAAAAGUCAAUUUGGAGACUUACAGCGUGGAUGAAAGUCCGGAAAUCAUACUUCGUGUCCCCAAAUCAAAUAUUCUUUCGGCCAAAAAUAGCUUUCUUUACAGUCUUUUAGAGGACUACGAACAAAACAGAGAAAAGUCUGAAACAGAUUUGGAGGUUGAUUCGGAGGUUGAUUUGCGUAGUGGAAUGCAUGCAAUGGUUCUCACAUACAUAUACGAGUCAGCAGCUGGUCCAGAGUCACCAUGGUACCAAUAUCUACAAAGCAUCGACAUAGGUAACAAGAGCACUUCUGAUCUCGAAAAUGUCCCUAUUUGCCUUUGGCCCGAGAAUAUUAAGCUGAGUAUGCGUAAUACGGAGUGUGAUAUACUCAACAUGCUUGAUAAUCGAGAACUCAUACAAUUUUUCAUAGAAUGUGUUCUAUUCGCAAAGUCGUCGGCUGCACUUGUUCCAAUUCCAAGUGUAUUAAAGUUGCCAGAAACUCAUCUCAGUGUUGAUAAUUUGCUUUCUAAACACUACGAAGCAAUCGUGUAUUUCGGAAGGCAUGUUCAAACAGUCAUUUCCAGAGCAUUCGAGGUGGACGAUUACCAUGGUCUUUCGCUUGUUCCUGGAGCAGAUUUAUUCAAUCAUGCAUUUCCCAUUGAAAGAGACUCUCAUACUAUAGGGCAGGAAAAUGUGCAUUUUGUGAGCAGCAAUGAAGUGUGUCAUUUUUGUGGAGAAGUUGAAUGUGACCAUGAAGAAAAUAGCGACGACGAAAGCGAUGAUGAAAAUAGCAAUGAUGACAAUGACGACGAGAAUGACGAUGAAGAAGGCAUUGAACUGGAUGAAGAACUUGGCGUUCACUCGCUGGAAGCAGAACUGGAACAACAAGAGGACGAGGAAUCCACAGAUAUGUCAGACGCAGAGCAGGAAACCCUUCCCGCAGAUGACGAUUUACGAAAGGACCUUGAGUCGGGAGAAACAUGCUGCGAUAUUGUGUUGACGAACCCUAUAACUGAUGGUGAGCUUCUCAAUACCUAUGGUAACGACCUUCCUAAUGCUUAUCUUUUGCAGCGAUAUGGAUUUGCCAAUCCUCCAGAAUACCCAAAUCCCAACGAUUCAUGCUUAUUGUCGGUUCAGAUGUUUGCAUACCUCAAAAACUACAAACAAAAGUUGAGUACAAAGGAAAAGGCUGCUUUGGAGAACAGAUUAAUGUGGUUCGAAGAGGUGGGUUAUGGAGCUGUCAAUGAAAUUAUUCAGCUGGAACAAGAGGAACAUGAACAAGAUUGCGAAGAGAGAGAUGGAUGCGAGCACAACCAUACUGAAUUCCUGGAUACUUGGCAACUCUCCCUCAAAAUUGAGUAUAAUGGGAAGCCUUCUCCUCAAACGCAUGCAUUUCUCAAUCUUGUUAAAAUGAAAGAACGGGAAUUUAAAGCUUUGGUAAAGUCCGUUGAACUGAAUGAUUUGACCAGGUUCACAACACUCUUGCUCAGUGAGUCCAAUACUAACCUUGACAUUAUAAAUGAAUGGCGUCACCAACGACUCAAGAGAUACGGUGAGUCACCUACUGGUGAUAGUAUUCAAGAAAAGUUUAUCCGAGGUAUUAUUACUCAAGAAAAGAACAUCCUAAACAAGAUGAUAUGA
Molecule: messenger RNA, 1749 nt
Organism: Meyerozyma guilliermondii ATCC 6260
Lineage: Eukaryota; Fungi; Ascomycota; Pichiomycetes; Serinales; Debaryomycetaceae
Product: protein-lysine N-methyltransferase
Exons: 1
Coding region: 1-1749 (582 amino acids)
Biological process (GO): peptidyl-lysine monomethylation
Cellular component (GO): nucleus
Molecular function (GO): protein-lysine N-methyltransferase activity
Source: RefSeq, a predicted model, not a curated record